Messenger RNA from Vigna unguiculata (cowpea), 2611 nucleotides. RefSeq names its product putative metal-nicotianamine transporter YSL7. The record is from RefSeq and is a predicted model, not a curated record. Gene Ontology annotation, molecular function: oligopeptide transmembrane transporter activity. NCBI's taxonomy places the organism in Eukaryota, Viridiplantae, Streptophyta, Magnoliopsida, Fabales, Fabaceae. Gene Ontology annotation, cellular component: membrane.
UUACAUAAUUUUUGUCUUCAAACUUCUUAGUUAUCACAUUCACAUUUUCUCUCUCUUUCUCUUUCUCUCUCUCUGUCAUCCACUAGCUGCUGAUAUUGAUGUCUAUGAGUCCAUCAAUAAAUGCCAGUAAGUAAACCACCAUGCACAUUCCAACUCAACCUUUGAAUAAAGGUGAAACACAGACUUUAACCUAAGACAAGAGGAGGAUAGUAGUAUCUAGGAAGUUUCACCAUCCUUAGAGAUUCCGAACUCCCAGAAAAAAAAAAGUUUUGGGAUUUGAACCCCUUUCGAAGGAGAAUCCACAAAUCAUGGCUCAAAAUGGAAGUGGGGAUAGAGUGGUGGAUAAUGGUUUUGAGUCAGUUGAGCAUGUAGAUGAACAUGAUCAUGGACUGAGCCAAAAGGGUAGCUUCAAACUCAAAGAGGAAGAGGUUUCUGUGGAGAGGGUGUUCCAGCAUCUUCUGGUGCCAUCAUGGAGGAACCAAUUGACUCGGAGAGCCUUUGGGGUCAGCUUUUUACUCAGCAUAUUGUUCAGUUUCAUUGUGAUGAAGCUCAACCUCACCACUGGUAUUAUUCCUUCUCUGAAUGUCUCUGCUGGCCUUCUGGGGUUCUUCUUUGUCAAGACUUGGACCAAGUUCUUGGAAAAAUCUGGCAUGUUGAGACAACCCUUCACAAGACAAGAGAACACUGUCAUCCAAACCUGUGUUGUGGCUUCUUCUGGCAUAGCCUUUAGCGGAGGUUUCGGAAGUUACCUCUUUGGAAUGAGUGAAGAAAUAGCUGAUCAAUCCACUGAUACAAGUGAUUUUAAGGACCCAAGUUUAGGGUGGAUUAUAGCUUUUCUCUUUGUUGUUAGCUUUCUCGGCCUUUUCUCUGUUGUACCUCUCCGAAAGAUUAUGAUCAUUGACUUCAAAUUGACAUAUCCAAGUGGUACUGCAACUGCACAUCUCAUCAACAGCUUCCACACUCCUCAAGGAGCCAAACUUGCAAAGAAGCAAGUGAAAAUGUUGGGAAAAUUCUUCAGUAUGAGUUUUUUGUGGGGCUUUUUUCAAUGGUUUUAUACAGCUACUGACCAGUGUGGAUUUCAAGCCUUCCCUUCAUUGGGGCUUAAAGCAUAUGAAAACAGGUUUUAUUUUGAUUUUUCUGCAAUCUAUGUUGGAGUUGGAAUGAUUUGCCCUUAUAUCAUAAAUAUAUCAGUGCUUCUUGGGGGAAUUCUUUCUUGGGGAAUAAUGUGGCCUAUCAUAAAAACCAAAGAGGGUCAUUGGUAUGACAAAGGCCUUGGUGAAGGCAAUCUUCAUGGCAUCCAAGGUUAUAGGGUAUUUAUAGCCAUUGCCUUGAUCUUAGGAGAUGGUUUAUAUAACUUUGUAAAAGUGAUAACUCAUACCCUCUGGGGGUUGUAUCAUCAAAUCCGAGAGAGACAACGGGAGAAUGUACUUCCAGUUGCAGAUCAAGAUUCCCCCUCAAAUCCUGAGUUAUCUUAUGAUGAUCGCCGCCGCACCCAACUUUUCCUUAAAGAUCAAAUUCCCACAUGGUUUGCAAUUGCAGGUUAUGUUGCUAUUGCUGCCAUCUCAACAGCCACACUGCCACACAUCUUCCACCAGCUAAAAUGGUACUACAUAAUUGUUAUCUAUCUGGUUGCUCCCACCUUAGCAUUUUGCAAUGCUUAUGGUUGUGGACUAACUGACUGGUCCCUUGCAUCCACUUAUGGAAAGCUGGCCAUCUUCACCAUCGGAGCGUGGGCCGGUGCCACACGAGGUGGAGUUCUCGCCGGCCUAGCCGCCUGUGGAGUGAUGAUGAACAUCGUUGCCACAGCCUCAGACCUGAUGCAGGAUUUUAAGACCGGCUACCUUACACUGGCUUCACCACGCUCCAUGUUUGUGAGCCAACUAAUCGGCACAACAAUGGGUUGUGUGAUUUCUCCUUCUGUGUUUUGGAUUUUCUACAAAGCUUUUCCUGAUCUUGGGAAGCCUACAAGUGAAUAUCCUGCCCCAUAUGCAAUCAUAUACCGUAAUAUGGCCAUAUUGGGGGUGCAAGGUUUUGGCUCUCUACCAAAAAACUGCCUCUUGCUUUGUUGCAUAUUCUUUGCUGCAGCAGUUGUGAUAAACUUGUUCAAAGAUUUUCUUGGCAAGAAAGGGAAGUUUGUUCCACUUCCAAUGGCCAUGGCAAUACCCUUCUACAUAGGGCCAUACUUUGCCAUUGACAUGUGUGUUGGAAGUCUUAUAUUGUAUGUGUGGGAAAGGAUUAACAAAGCUAAAGCAGAUGCAUUUGCACCAGCUGUGGCUUCUGGUUUGAUAUGUGGGGAUGGAAUAUGGACUCUUCCUGCUUCAAUACUUGCCCUUGCAGGAGUUAAGCCACCAAUUUGUAUGAGGUUCUUGUCCAGAGCAACAAAUUCCAAGGUUGACACUUUCUUAGGGAGUUAAGGUCUUGUUUGGUGUCUUGUGAAAAGUGUCUGGUUUGUAAAUCUGAAACAUUGUGGUUUUAAACUUUUGCAGCCAUAUAGUUGAUCAAAACAACAGUAGAAGGAAAAAUUAGUGUGUAUUUAAAUGUCAGAAAGAAAGAGUAUAUGUUUAGAUUGCAUUUGUUUAAUAUGAAGCUCCCAAAACAUGUCCAUUUCGAA